Molecule: messenger RNA, 2229 nt
Organism: Cylindrotheca closterium
Lineage: Eukaryota; Bacillariophyta; Bacillariophyceae; Bacillariales; Bacillariaceae
Source: the annotation of a GenBank genome assembly
AUGAAGAAUUGCUGCUGCCUCAGAGAAAUACGGAUUCUUCUAUCAAUAAUACUAAUCACGGGAGUACUAUCAUCUGAAGAAGAACAACAACAACAACAACAACAACAACCACAACCACAACCACAACAACGUGAUUUGAUUGUGGGUGGAAAGGAAGCCAAUCCUGGAGAUUUCCCGUAUUAUGUCCAUUUGAUAAAAUGCGGUGGUUCCUUGAUUUCUCCCAAGGUAGUCUUGACGGCAGCCCAUUGUGGAAACUUUUCCGGUUAUACUGCCACUGUGGGUUGUCAUGUUUACGGCAAGGCUACCGGAGAUGCCGUGGACCGCAAGGUUUCAAAGCAAGUCAUUCAUCCCGAUUACAAUUCGGACACGUACAAUCAUGACUUUAAUCUGUUAUUACUGGACGAGGCUGUUACUUUGUCCGACAGUACGGACAUUGUAUUGGAAUUGAAUGAAGACGAUCUAGUCCCCACGGAUGGCCAAGAAGUGACCGUUUUGGGAUUGGGAUUGUUGGAAGAAUCUGGUGAUACUCCGGAAAAGGUUCGAUAUGUCGAAGUCGAAAAGACUGCCGAUGAAUUUUGCAACGAUGCCUAUGGUGGAGACAUUGAAGACUCGAUUCAGUUUUGUGCUGGUGUCGAUGGUGGUGGCAAGGAUGCCUGUCAAGGCGACUCGGGUGGUCCAUUGAUUGUGGAUUUUGGCAAGCGUCAUGUCCAAGUUGGAGUCGUGUCCUCUGGUACUGGCUGUGCCUCGCCCGACUACCCUGGCAUCUAUGCUCGUGUCAGUGGAGAAAUGGAUUGGAUCCGUUCCAUCGUUUGCGAUGAAUGGGAACAAACGGAUGCUACCUUUUGUCCUACCACUGCUGCUGCCAAGACGGGUCGAUCGGCUGGUGGUGCUACCAUGCACCACCCUCGUUCGCACCCAUUGGAAUGGUUCCGGAUUCAAAGCAAGAAUCAUUUCACCACUACCAUGACGACCAUGGACGAAAAUGACGAUGUCGCCCAUUGCCUAAGCUUGGAACAUGGCCGCGUGGCAGUCAAUGGCGAAUCCAUUGUAAUGUUGCCCUGCGAUGGAACCUAUCAACAACAAUGGACCCAAUUUGACAAUGAUUUUUUGAUUCGUAGUAAAAUGAAUCCCAACAAGUGCGUGCGCGUCAAAGUGGUUGACGAUGAUGUUGCUACUGCUGCUGCUGCUAUAAUCAGCAGCAGUGUGGAUGACAACACUACUGAAACUAGCAGCAGUAGCAUUGAUGAGAAAAGCAGUGGAGAUACUCUUGCACAAUUGGAAUUAUACGAUUGUUUCAACAGCGAAUCCACACCCUUUGAAGCCUACAGCGAUGGUACCAUUCGACUCAAAGAGGACGACUCGCAAUGUUGGGAAUACUAUUAUUACAAUAACAUGGAAGGUCGUGGCCUGGUUGGAAUUGUGGAUUGCAAUAAUAAUGAUAAAUUGUCCAAUGACAACAACAAAUCCCAGCAAUGGAAGACUACCCUGCGACAAGACGAUGUGUUGCGCACCAAGUCGGCCGUGAAGACAGUCUUGGCGUCCAAACACAACAACGACGCAGAUAGUGUCAAUGACGAACCGAAGAUUCCAAGAGAUGGUACUAUAGCUAUUACUACUACUCCAGAAUCCAAACACGUUGGUGCUACUCUGGACGAGAGCAUUACGCACGAUAGCAUUCCAAAGAGUGGUAGCUUUACGCAUGUUCCACACGAACCCAGAGACCAAGAAGAUUACAAUAAUGGCACCAAUGAUUGGUUUGGCAUCAAGAAUGUCAAGACGAAUACAUGUUUGACCUUGCAAGAUGGUGGAUUGGAUGAUUUGACCUUGAUUGUUUUGGAACCCUGCGGUGAUGAUGAUAAUUAUUCACUGCUACUACAACUACGACCAGAACAACAAUGGAUUUGGAAUGGACAUGAUGAAUUGCAAUCCAUGGCCGCCAGUCACAAAUGCGUCGUGCCCUCUGGGGAUGCCACGUUGGGAUCGGCCAUGUUGAUUUACGAAUGUCAGGAAAGCAACAUGUAUGGCCAAUGGACCAUACCAGAAGGCGACAGUGGCAGUGGCAGUGGCAGCGUCAGUGGCGAUAGUGCUAUUAUUGGUCCCAUUGUAAGCAACGAAGAUCCUAGCAAAUGUCUAUCAAGCCAUACCAUGGAUUCGGUGGUAACUUUGGAACAUUGUCCAGAGGAUGAAGCGCAUAUUCGAGAUGAUCGACUGUGGCAAACCGUGUGGUAA